Racocetra persica is the source of this 496-nucleotide messenger RNA. NCBI's taxonomy places the organism in Eukaryota, Fungi, Glomeromycota, Glomeromycetes, Diversisporales, Gigasporaceae. The record is from the annotation of a GenBank genome assembly.
AUGUGUGGAAUUCUGUUUCGUUUACGACAAAGUUCGAGCUCGAUUGAUGGAAAUCCUUCAAAUUCAUUCCACAAAGAUUUAUGGAAUCAAUUAAUGACUAAAAAUACGCAACGUGGUCCUGACAGCCAAGAUCAAUUUUCCGAAUCAUUAGAUAAUUUUGAAUUGGACUUUUUUGGUGCAGUGUUGCAUCUGCGUGGAAAAUCUGUUAUUAAACAACCUUUGAUAGAUAAUGAUCAAAAUGUUUUAUUAUGGAAUGGUGAAAUAUUUGAUGGUUUAGAGGUACCUUUUGGAGAAAAUGACACGAUUUAUUUAUCAGCAACCGUGAAAAAUAGUGAAAAGAUUAGCGACGAGAUUAAUGAUAAUAAUGGUGUCCUUAAGGUUCUUCGAAUGAUUGAGGGUCCAUACUCAAUUAUAUUCUGGCAGAGUUCAAAACGAAAACUAUGGUUUGGACGUGAUUGUUUAGGAAGACGAUCGUUAUUAUGGCAUAUUCCCACCA